GCGGUCGGUUUGGAUAUUUUUUAAUUUAUUUCCUUAGUUAUCGGAACAGGGAAUAAAUCCGCUGUCAGCUGGUGUCGGAUAUAAGGUUGACGGCAGACUAAACCAUGGAGUCCAUGCUCAAUAAGUUAAAGAGCACAGUCACUAAAGUGACGGCUGAUGUGACCAGUGCAGUCAUGGGAAACCCUGUGACGCGGGAGUUUGAAGUCGGUCGUCACAUCGCCAGCGCAGGACCGGGGAUGAGCUGGAGGAUCUACAACGGCACUAAAAAAUCCACCAAGCAGGAAGUUGCAGUGUUUGUAUUCGAUAAGAAGGUAAUCGACAGAUAUCAGAAGUUUGAAAAGGACCAGAUCAUCGAUUCACUCAAGCGAGGAGUUCAGCAGCUCACACGCUUACGGCAUCCGCGUCUCCUUACAGUUCAGCAUCCUUUAGAAGAGUCCAGGGAUUGUCUGGCGUUCUGCACAGAGCCUGUGUUUGCUAGCUUGGCUAAUGUUCUGGGCCAGUGGGACAAUCUGCCCAGUCCUGUUCCCACAGACAUCAAAGAGUACAAAUUGUAUGAUGUAGAGACCAAGUACGGUUUAUUACAGAUCUCCGAGGGUCUGUCAUUUCUCCACAGCGGAGUGAAGAUGGUACACGGUAACCUGUGUCCAGAGAACAUCAUCCUGAAUAAGAGCGGAGCCUGGAAGAUCAUGGGCUUCGAUUUCAGCAUCUCCUCUAACAACCCAUCAGAAGCAGAGCCCAAAUAUGUAUGUAAGGAGUGGGACCCCAAUCUGCCCCCUCUGUGCCUACCUAAUCCAGAGUAUGUGGCUCCGGAAUACAUCCUGUCUGUCAGCUGUGACUCCGCCUCCGACAUGUACUCACUGGGCGUGGUCGUGCAUGCAGUCUUUAAUGAAGGGAAGCCGGUGUUCCAGGUCAACAAGCAAGACAUCUUCAAGAGUUUCAGCAGACAGCUCGAUCAGCUGAGUCGUCUGGGUCCCGGAGUGCUGAACAAGAUCCCAGAGGAAGUGCGGGAGCACGUGAAGAUGUUGCUCAGCGUGACGGCCAACGUGAGACCAGACGCGGAUCAGAUGACGAAGAUUCCAUUCUUUGACGAUGUGGGCGCGGUGACUUUGCAUUAUUUUGACUCGCUUUUCCAGAGAGACAAUAUACAGAAGUCACAGUUCUUCAAAGGCCUCCCCAAAGUCCUGCCCAAACUGCCUAAAAGAGUUGUGGUGUACCGCAUCCUGCCCGCUCUCACCUCGGAGUUUGUGAACCCGGAUAUGGUACCGUUCGUAUUGCCCAACGUGCUGCUGAUAGGUGAGGAUUGCACCAAGGAGGAGUAUGUGCGCCUGAUCCUACCAGACCUGACCCCUGUGUUUAAACAGCAGGAACCCAUCCAGAUUCUGCUGAUAUUCUUACAAAAGAUGGACCUUCUUCUGACUAAAACUCCACCUGACGAUAUCAAAAACAGCGUUCUGCCCAUGGUGUACCGAGCACUAGAAGCUCCUUCCAUUCAAAUCCAGGAGUUGUGCCUGAAUAUCAUCCCCACAUUCGCUAAUCUGAUUGAAUACCCCUCCAUGAAGAACGCACUCAUCCCUCGAAUCAAAACGGCUUGUUUACAGACAUCCUCUCUGGCUGUGAGGGUGAAUUCUCUGGUCUGCCUGGGGAAGAUUCUGGAGUAUCUGGAUAAGUGGUUUGUCAUAGAUGAAAUCCUGCCAUUUCUCCAGCAGAUACCCUCCCGUGAGCCCGCUGUGCUUAUGGGCGUUUUAGGAAUUUACAAGUGCACUUUUACCCAUAAAAAGCUCGGCAUCCCAAAAGAGCACCUUGCGGGAAAAAGUCUGCCACAUCUGGUCUCCCUCAGUAUCGACAACAACCUGAACCUGACUCAGUUUAACUCUUUCAUGGCUGUGAUCAGAGAUAUGCUGAGUCGAAUGGAGGCAGAACACAAGACCAAACUCGAGCAGAUUCACAGCAUGCAGGAACAACAAAGGAGCUUAAACAUUGGCAGCCAGUUAAAUCCCUCAGAGGAGACGAAGAGCAGCUCCACUCCAUCCAGUCAGGUUCGAGAUAUUGACGACAUCUUCGGUGGGAGCUCUGCGAGUGCGGGUGUCAACGGCAAAGAGAACGGUUCCUCAUCUACGGUAUCUCAGCCCUCGAGAGUGUCUCUGACUUUGGAAGAGAAGCAGCGUUUGGCUAAGGAGCAGGAACAAGCCGCAAAACUGAGGAACCAGCAACCUCUGGCACCACAGAGCAUCAAACCUGGCACAACAACAACCAAUACACAGACGAAGGACCUGACCAGUAGUUUACUGAACAACAUGACGUCCCUCAAUCUCUCUCUGAACUCCGGAGCUCGAUCGGCACCCAUGCAGACGGGAACCCUGUCAUCCGGCUUCUCCACCACAACCACCGUGGGUGGGAUGGGCACCAUGCCACAGAUGAGCAACGGGUUCAACUCACCGAUGGGCUUUCAGACAGGGGGCAUGGGAAUGGGCAUGAGGCCCGCCAUGCCCGGCCUGUACGGAGGCAUGAGCGGUACCAGCAGCACACCCAAUUUUGCCGCCCUGACGCAGAACCAGAACCAAAGUCAGCCCAACAAACCCCCUAACAUGUCUUCCCUGGACUCUCUGUUUCCUGCUAACAAGCCCAAAGUCAGCCUGAACCAAAUUACAUCCAAACCAGCCGUGGGCGGCAGUGGCACGCCCUCCCCCUGGAUCAACCAGUUUGGUACAGCCCAGCCCUCUCAGACUGCACCCAUGCAGGCAGUACCGAUGGGUAUGACGGGGGUACAAGGAGGGUUUGGCGUGCAGGCGAAUCCCUUCUUUAGCCCGCAGAACUUUUCCCAGCCCGCUCAUGCACCCACAGUGAAACAAAGCAUGUCGGUCAAUAACGAUCUGAAAGACCUGUUCGGCUAAAAUACAGACUGGUUCCGUUAUCUGGUUCCAUUAGUGACAGAGUGUGAACAGGAUUGGGUAAGAAUGAGCGAUUUCAAGGGACUGUUGUUUUAAUUUUAUUGUUGUUGUUUUCUGUUGAGUAUUUAUUGUGGCAGACCUUCAGGCAUUCCCGAGAAAGACCAGCAGCAAGCAAGUCAUGCGUCACUUAGGCAUGCGCUAAGGGUGCGCAUAAUGCCAAAAAUAUUAAAUCACAAUACAUUUGUAUCACAAUCGUUUCUGCACAGGUUUGGACCAUUACGGCAGGUUGAGGGGUAGAAUAGGAUUUCUCUAAGAUGCUUAUUAAGUCUCCCAUCCCACUAUAGGCACUAUUUCAGAAAGGGUGUGGUUAACAAGAGGCCCAUGAAGCUAACCACCAGCCUGGUAUUGUCAUUGGGCAGGUCAUCGAACAAGGAAAGGGUGCAAACUGCCCCUGUUUAACCCACAGGUGACCAAGAUUGGCUGCCUUUACAUGAUUGAUUGGAUAGAUUGUAAUGCCAUUCCUCCCACCCAAAGAGCCGGACCAAUCAGCUUCCGUUUACUGGCUGCUGCAUGGCUUGUGACGGCUUUGGGGCUUAUACAUGCUACAGCCAGAUUAUCGCUACCUUGAUCAAAAGCAGGAGCAUUAUUGGCCUCCAUUAUUGGGCUCCUGGCUACAGAGGGCUACGGUAUCAUCUGGCUUAAAUCCAUUCAGGGUAAACAGUGUACCAGUGAUGUACGAUAGCGUCAUAUUGGCCAAACCCUGCACACUAUGCAUACUGAAAUGGCCUAAAUAAGGAACGACAUAGAGCAUGAAAAAGGAAGUGGAUUCAUCUACGUAGUAAACCUGAACAGGCCGCUGAGGUGGCGCAGGGGUAAAAACACACGCUGGAACCAGAGCUGGGAUCUCGAAUACAUCGUAUCGAAUCUUAACGAUUGGCCUGUUGUUCAGAUAUGGGCGGGACUAAGUCGGAUGGGGGUCUCUCUCUCAUGACUGGUGCAAUUACGACCUCUGCUGGCUGAUUGAUGGCGCCUGCACAGAGAUGAGAAAAGAGUGCUGUCGGGGUGUGUCUCUCCGUACACAACGCUGAGCUGCACUGCACUCGUCAAAGUGUAGGUGAUAAGAUGCGUACGGCAUGCUGCCCACGUGUCGGAGGGGGCGUGGGUUAGCUUUGUUCUCCUCAAUCAGAGUGGCGGAGAGAAAGCAUGAAUCGGGCAAUUGGACGCGCUAAAUAUCUUUCUAUUAUAUAUAUAUAUAUUUACCCUUACCCUCUUUACCCCCUUAUAUGUUUCCUCAAAAGAGCUGCUGUGAUUCCUCAGACACUUUAAGUCUGAACAGAAUGUUACAUGCUGGCGUGCAUCUAAAUUGCUGCUUUGGAAGGUUACAGUGUCCAUUAUUGCAGAAAGCAAUUACAGUGACAUUUUUUCCAUUUAGGCUGACUGGCUUUCAUAAAAGGUCAUUUUUUAAAAGUCUGAAAAUGGCUCAACUCGCCUCGGUGUUAAUCAGUUGCUUUUAUUCUACUGUGUAAAUGUCGUGAUAAUAAAGUGUGUGUGUCUGUGUGUAUGUGUGUGUGAGAGAGAGAAAGAGAGAGAACAGUGUCUGUACAUAUAUAAACAAACAUACACAGUGGGUGUGUUUGCAAACCUAGUGAGCUGCCUUGCUGUCUUACUGCCUACAUAGGCAGCUGCCUCAGUAGAGAGGAUUCUAAGAGAUCACUGACGUAUAAGGCAGGUUAUUCGAACGCACACCUUAGACAGCGAUUCCAUCAGUUUUCGCUUACUAAGCUAACACUGUUAGCCUCAUGCCAUUCAAACCAAUGGGAUGGGGUGGCACAACGCGCUAGCAUGUCAACUACGUUUCCCUCCGUGUACUGAAAACGGUUACAUUCAAUGACAAACCUGAAUUUGCAAAUAAAUACACUUGUGCAAGUUUACGUUUUCGUUUACGUUUCUCCGCCAUAUUUUUUAUUUUUCUGUGAGAAAAGUUGUGCCGCGCUGAACGCUGGGAUUGCCUUCACCGCUAAGGCAGCAUCGGAUGCUCCCUCGUUCUUGAGUCACAAUACCGUUCAGAUUUAAGAUACCUAACUAGACAGCAUAUUAAGGCAUCUAGGAUUUCGAACAGCCUCCUCCUCGGGAGUGCGCGUGGGAAGACGUAAAAUGCGUCAAUGUAGAGAGAUCACUAGGUUUUCGAACACACCCUAUAUGGCCAUGUUAUGUGGACAUCUAUAUACAAUUAAUUCCAUGCACCUGUUAGCAAUGGCUGUGGCUCAGACCUGAACUCAACAAUUAGGAGCAGUGUCCACAUACUUUCGCCCCUAUUGUGUAACUAAAGGUUCAAGACUUGCACUUUAAAGUGUAAUAGAGUCAACCAGACAAAACUGGUUUGGUAUUUGACAUUUACUUCCUACGUUUUGCUUUUGAUGAUGAUAAAUCUUACGAUACAUUUAAAAAAUCCCUUUAUUCGUUACAUUUUUAAAAGCCAAAGUGCCACACAGCACCACAAAAAAUAGCAGUUACAAAACAGUUAGGUAUGAUGAUUGGUCUGUCUGUUCGGAUUUGUGUUUGUCUAACUGCUGAGUCGUUUCUGUUCUGUCAUUUCGUUCUUCGGAACCGAGCGUCUGCACCGAAGCCCGAGUGUAACUUACAUUCAACUAACAUUCAUUCCUGAUUCUGACCAAAUAGACGCCAGCUGAUCUUCUAGAGGAGAAAGAAAAUGACCUAAUGAAUGAAGUGUACAGUGUAGUAAAAUGUAUUUGCUAUCAAUUAGGGGAUUUUCACCUUUCCUUUAAUAUAUUGUCUUGAUCAUAAAGGGGACCUCUGAGUGUAAAAAGUAUGAAAAAGCCUUAUGAAGAGAGGUGUGCAAUAAUGGGGUUUUGAAGGGUUGUGCUCUGUGUGUGUUUUAGCUUUUUUUUUUUUUUUAAACCCGUGAACAGUAUCCAGGCCUUGGUUUCAAUAAAUAAACGUUAAACAAGAUUGUCUUUGGUGAAGGAGAAUAUAAACAUACCGGAGCGACUGAGGCUCUUUUUUUAAAUAAUCAACCUUAGGAAAUGUUUGUAAAUUACUUAUGACUGGUUCAAGUCCCAAAUCAAAGAGGAAAAAAAGAAACAAAGCCUAUUCUUCUAUAAAAAAUCUUUAUAUUCUAAUGUAAUAUGUGUACAGUGUGGCACUUUUGUGAACUUCGUAUUGUGUUAUCAGAUUGUUCUGUACGAAUUUGCUGAUAAUCUGUAAAUAUUUAUCGAAAUACACAUUCUGACGUUCUCUUUAAA
This is a messenger RNA of Trichomycterus rosablanca, 6151 nucleotides long. RefSeq names its product SCY1 like pseudokinase 2 (gene scyl2). The record is from RefSeq and is a predicted model, not a curated record. The transcript has 18 exons. Gene Ontology annotation, molecular function: ATP binding; protein kinase activity. NCBI's taxonomy places the organism in Eukaryota, Metazoa, Chordata, Actinopteri, Siluriformes, Trichomycteridae. The coding region runs from base 105 to 2891 and encodes 928 amino acids. Gene Ontology annotation, biological process: protein phosphorylation.